AUGCCCCGCUCGCGCCGUGCCGUAGCGUUUGGGCGUUCAUCAUCGACCGAAGAAUUCCUACUUGGACCCGAAGAGUCCUCUCCUUCUCCACCACCACGCCAGGCGCGUCAAACCAUGGCGUCGACGCGCACCCGGGUGUCCGUGUGCGCCAUGCUGGCCAUGGCGCUCGACGGCCUCGGCGUUGCCAUGACCAAGGCAUCGCAGACCUUUCUCAUCGAGCAGGCCCUCUGUCGCGCUUUCUACACUGCGCACGACCCUAACAUCGUGGGCCCCGAUGGCGACGUCCCCGAGGCCAUGUGCAAGGCGGAGCCGCUGCAGUCACAAGUCGCCUUCCUCUCCGCCUUGCUCGACUUCUCCAUUCUCAUUACCUGCUUCCUUGUUGGCCCCAUAUACACCCGGCUGGCGUCUGUGGUGGGCAAGAGGAAUGUUCUUUUCAUCAACACAACCAGUUUUGCGCUGCGCAUGGCGUGGAUGGCCACCUUCAACCUCCUCACCGCGAUCCUGAUCGGGACUAUGUCGCUCGGUUCAUUUAUCGGCGCCAGCCUCCUCGACAUCAACGCCUUCAUCACCUGCGGCUUGAUCGUCGCCGUCUACGUCGCGUUAAUACCGCUCAUUGCCCUCUUUCCGUCCGACGACCCCGCCGCGGAUCGGAUCGACGACACGGAUGAUGGUUCGGUAGAGGAACGUAGUUCCCUGAUGCCGGCCGACGCCCCGGCGACGUCGGUGCCGCCCAGUGUUUCUUCCUCCCCAACGGGAGGACCGAGCGGUGAUAUCGAAGCACACAAGCCACCGGAGGGGCCAGCACCGACCGUGCUGCACGCCCUCCUGCGCACCGUGACGGUCGACCUCCGCUAUUCUAUCGAGCUCGUUAUGCAGACAAUACGCCAUCCGUUCACGCGCCGGGUCAUGUUGCUGUACUUUGGGUCCACGUUGGCUAUGUGCAUCUCCCUAGUCACGCCGCAGUGGGCGUCGGGCACCUUCCACACCGGCCUCUCCAACGUCGCCAAGGUUACGGCCAUGGAGCAGAUCGUUUCGGCUGUAACCCUCCUCGCCCUGCCCGUGCUGACGAAGUUUGUCCUCUACCCGCGUCUGCGCGCCAAGGAGGUCGUCGACUUUUGGGUCAUCGUGGCCAGUCUGCUGGCCAGCAUUGUGGGCACUCUAGUUAUCGCCACGGCGCCGUCACUGGUAAUCUAUGCGGUGGGUGUCGCUAUCGCCGCCACGGGCAUGGGCCUAUCCGAUGCCCUGCGCUCCUUCGCCACAAGUGCCCUGGCCAACAAAGAGCUGGUACAGAUGUUGUACAUGAGCAUCCGCACCGUCCAGACGCUCGCGGCUAUUAUUGGGAUGCCGCUUUGUCACGCCAUUGAGAAAGUCUAUCAGGGCGACUCGCGCAGGUCUCCUGGUCACGGUAUCGGGAACACCUUCUCUGCUACCGGGGACACCAGACCGCAAGGCGCCCCGUACCUGCGCCACGCCAAAACUAGCCAAAGGUAG
This is a messenger RNA of Chaetomium globosum CBS 148.51, 1491 nucleotides long. RefSeq lists its product as uncharacterized. Gene Ontology annotation, molecular function: transmembrane transporter activity. NCBI's taxonomy places the organism in Eukaryota, Fungi, Ascomycota, Sordariomycetes, Sordariales, Chaetomiaceae. Gene Ontology annotation, biological process: transmembrane transport. Gene Ontology annotation, cellular component: membrane. Bases 1 to 1491 code for a protein of 496 amino acids. The record is from RefSeq and is a predicted model, not a curated record. The transcript is spliced from 4 exons.